Fraxinus pennsylvanica is the source of this 1791-nucleotide messenger RNA. The record is from the annotation of a GenBank genome assembly. Lineage: Eukaryota; Viridiplantae; Streptophyta; Magnoliopsida; Lamiales; Oleaceae.
AUGGACGGGAAGAAGUUGGAGUACAAAGGCGUGGAGGCAUUGAAGGAGCUCGAGAAAUUAACAACAAAAGCCGAGGAAGUUCAAGAGGAUAUUUUGAAGAAAAUCUUAGCACAAAACGAGGAGACAGAUUAUUUGAACAAAUACAUAGUUGGAUCGAAAAAUGUAUCCCAAUUCAAACGUUGUGUGCCUGUUAUUACGUACAAGGAUAUUCGUCCUUACAUAGUAAGAAUUGCUAAUGGUGAAAACUCCAGUUUAAUUACUGGCCAUUCCCUCACUGAGAUGCUAUGCAGCUCCGGUACAUCAGCAGGAGAGCCCAAAUUGAUGCCAUCAAUUGCAGAAGAUCUUGAUCGUCGUACCUUUCUGUAUAAUCUAAUCAUGCCGAUAAUUAACCAGUAUGUACCAGGACUCGAGGAGGGCAAAGCCAUGUUCCUCUACUUUGUCAAGGCUGAGAUGUCGACUCCUUGUGGCUUACCAGCUCGUACCGUGCUAACUAGUUACUACAAGAGUCCACAUUUUAAAUGUCGUGCUCACGAUUCAUUCAAUGAUUACACGAGCCCGGAUCAAGCCAUUUUGUGUUAUGAUAGCAACCAAAGCAUGUAUUGCCAAUUGUUGGCUGGCCUAAUCCAUCGACACAAGGUGUUACGCCUAGGCGCAGUAUUUGCCUCAGCUCUUCUUCGUGCCAUUUCCUUCCUUGAACGCAAUUGGCGUAAUCUAUGCCACGACAUUAGGACAGGCAACCUUAAUGCCACAAUCAACGAUCCUGGAUGCAGAUCCGCCAUGUCUAUCAUGCUUUCAUCUCCCGAUCCAAAUUUAGCUGAUGAAAUCGAGGAAAUUUGCAGGUGCCCUUCUUGGAAAGGGAUAAUUUGUCUUCUCUGGCCUAAUGCUAAGUACAUUGAGGCAGUUGUCACGGGCUCCAUGUCCCAAUAUAUACCAUCUCUAAAGUACUAUAGUGAUGAGAAAUUGCCACUGGUUUGUACAAUGUAUGCCUCUUCCGAAUGUUAUUUUGGUGUCAAUUUGAAACCCUUGUGCGACCCGUCCGAGGUUUCUUUUACCAUGUUGCCAAACAUGGGAUUCUUCGAAUUCAUACCUCUGGGAGACAGUCGGACAUUUUUGAUGGACCUCGAUGAAGAUGAAGAUGUGCCUCAAAGUCAACUGGUUGACCUGGUACACGUCGUAGUCGGUUGCUACUAUGAACUUGUGGUUACGACGUUUUCUGGUUUGUAUAGAUAUCGCAUUGGUGACGUGCUCCAAGUGACAGGAUUUCACAAUCAGACUCCACAAUUUCGAUUCAUUUGUAGGAGAAAUGUCCUUCUCAGUAUCGACAAUGACAAAACCAAUGAAGAAGACUUACACAAGAGUAUAACUGUUGCCAAGAAACUCCUCGACCCUUAUAAUGCACUGCUCGUCGAGUACACUAGUUUUGCUGACACCUCGUCCGUGCCAGGACAUUACGUGAUUUAUUGGGAAAUAAUUCACAGCACCUCCGUUGUGGACAAAGCAAUUUCCAUUGAUGCCAAGGUAUUGAAAGAGUGUUGCAUUGCGAUGGAAGAAGAACUUGACUACAUCUACCGUCGAUGCCGGACCAACGAUAAGUCCAUCGGGCCCCUCGAGAUUCGUGUCGUGAAGCCGGGAACUUUUGAUUCGUUGAUGGAUUUGUUCAUAACACAAGGGGCAUCAAUUAAUCAAUAUAAAACUCCUAGGUGCAUCAAAUCAAAAGCUGCACUCAAGCUCUUGAAUAAUAAUGUGAGUGCAUGCUAUUUUAGUCCUAGGGAUCCUGCAUGGAUUGCUUGA